Molecule: messenger RNA, 2925 nt
Organism: Xenopus laevis (African clawed frog)
Lineage: Eukaryota; Metazoa; Chordata; Amphibia; Anura; Pipidae
Gene: slc9a5.L
Product: sodium/hydrogen exchanger 5
Exons: 16
Coding region: 163-2826 (887 amino acids)
Biological process (GO): sodium ion import across plasma membrane; monoatomic cation transport; potassium ion transmembrane transport
Cellular component (GO): recycling endosome membrane; plasma membrane; membrane
Molecular function (GO): antiporter activity; sodium:proton antiporter activity; potassium:proton antiporter activity
Source: RefSeq, a predicted model, not a curated record
GCAGCCAAUAGGCACACAAGCACAUGGUCCUGCUAACAGGAAAACCACGUGACGCUGACUACCUGGCUCCCCCUGCGUGCUCGUUGGCUGACACUUGCCUUUGUGUCAUAUCGCCACCUCCUCCUCUGAUAACCUGUUCUGAGGAGCGAGCAGCCCUGGAAGAUGAUGCUGUGUCCGCUGCUGCUGUCUGUUCUUGCAGCCCCUUUCGUAUCGGGGACCCCCAGUGAGCGCCAAGAAGAGGGCGCUGCCCCAGAAGGCUUCCAGGUGGUGCGAUGGGAAUGGCACACAGUACAGGCUCCUUAUCUGGUGGCCGUGUGGAUACUGGUGGCAAGUCUGGCAAAGAUCGUAUUCCACCUUUCCAGAAAAGUGACCACAGUGGUUCCUGAGAGCUGCUUGCUAAUUAUACUUGGUCUGGCCCUUGGAGGGAUUGUGUUGGCCAUAGCACAGAGGGCACAGUUCCAGCUGGAACCCAGUAUGUUCUUCCUGUUCCUGCUUCCUCCUAUUGUAUUGGAUUCUGGUUAUUUCAUGCCAAGUCGGCUGUUCUUUGACAAUAUCGGUGCAAUUCUGAUGUAUGCUGUAGUGGGAACAAUUUGGAACUCCUUUGCCACUGGUGCCGCCCUAUGGGCAGUGAAAUUGGUUGGUCUUAUGGAUUCACAGGUGAAUGCUGGUCUAAUGGAUUUCCUGCUCUUUGGAAGCCUGAUUUCAGCUGUAGAUCCUGUUGCUGUAUUGGCUGUGUUUGAGGAAGUCCAUGUCAAUGAAACUUUAUUCAUUAUAGUCUUUGGAGAAUCUCUGCUGAAUGAUGCUGUGACUGUGGUCCUAUACAAAGUUUUUAACUGUUUUGUUGAAAUGGGCCCAGAAAAUGUCAAGCCCAUGGAUUACCUUAAAGGCGUUGCCUCCUUCUUCGUGGUGAGUCUUGGUGGCACAGCCAUUGGUCUAGUGUUUGCCUUUCUACUAGCCCUUAUCACUAGAUUCACAAAGCGUGUCCGCAUCAUAGAGCCUCUCUUCAUCUUCCUUAUUGUCUAUCUGGCCCACCUUACUGCAGAGAUGGUGUCACUCUCCUCCAUCCUAGCAGUAACAUUCUGUGGCUUGUGCUGUAAGAAGUAUGUGGAAGCGAACAUCUCAAAUAAGUCCAGGACCACUGUAAAAUACACAAUGAAAACAUUAGCAAGCAGCUCAGAGACCAUUAUCUUUAUCUUCCUUGGUAUAUCUGCAGUGGAUACUUCCAAAUGGAUGUGGGACACUGCUCUUGUCCUGUCUACACUUAUCUUCAUCUUAACUUUCAGAGCAAUUGGUGUUGUCCUACAGACCUGUGUUUUAAAUCGCUUUAGACUUCUUCCCCUGGACAAGAUUGACCAAGUUGUGAUGUCAUAUGGUGGCCUGCGAGGGGCAGUUGCCUUUGCAUUGGUAAUUCUUCUGGAUGGCUCAAAGGUUAAGGCAAAAGAUUAUUUCGUGGCAACAACUAUAGUGGUGGUGUUUUUCACAGUAAUGUUUCAGGGUCUGACCAUCAAGCCUCUAGUCAAAUGGCUAAAGGUAAAGAGAUGUGAUCACCACAAGCCAACUCUAAAUGAGGAGCUACAUGAACAUGCCUUUGAUCACAUAAUGGCUGCUGUAGAGGAUAUUGUAGGUCACCACGGUUACCAUCACUGGAGAGACAAAUGGGAACAAUUUGAUAAGAAAUAUCUGAGCCAGUGGUUAAUGAGGAAAUCGGCUUAUCGGAUCAAAGAUGAAAUUUGGGAAGUCUGCUACAAACUCAAUAUUCGUGAUGCUCUAAAUCUAGCAGAUCAGGGUGGCCAUAUUGUAUCACCUGACAGACUGUCUCUGCCAUCAAUGCCAAGCCGUGCUUCGAUGUCUGAGACCUCCGUGACUAAUCUCCUAAGAGAGAAUGGGAGUAAGGCGUGCUUGGAUCUGCAAGUCAUAGACACUGUAAGAAGUGGGAGAGACAAGGAAGAUGCUGUCAUGCAUCAUGUACUACGUGGAAGCCUAUAUAAGACUCGCCGGAGGUGCAAAGCACACUACAGCCGACAUUUUAUGACCCCAGAUGAGCAAGCUAGACAGGAAAAAGAGGUAUUCCAGCAAAAUAUGAAGCGACGACUGGAGUCAUUUAAGUCUACCAAACAUAACAUCUGUUCAGCCAAGUCCCGUGCUAAGAAAGAUGGUCGCAAAAAGAGAAGAAAUAGUUUGGAAGUGGAUGGAAGAAAUGGAAGAGAAAAUAAAGUUAGCUGGCAGAGCACAGCAUCUAUAGUGGUGACAGCUGAUUCUGAAGACGAAAGUUCAAAUAUUGAAGUUGAAGAGGAUGAAGGAAUUACUUUUGUGGCUAGAGCUACAGAUGAGAUUCUUCAGGGUGUAAAAGCAUCAAGCAUGUUGGGAGUCUGUCAGAGUCCCCAUAUUGUGCCACCCUCCCCAACAUUGGCUGAGAAAGUGCUACCAUGGAAAACAGAGCCUGAUGAGAACACGGUCUGCAUUUCAUCCGAAUCAACCAAAAUUUUUCCUGUGGACCUGCAGAAGUCCUGGAAGCAGAGCAUUUCCUCCCUAGAAAGCAUCGGUUCCCCUCCUGCUCCAGAUAUGCCCCAAGAUAGUGCAAAGUUCCUAAGGCAAGAUGUCAGGAGUCCAUCAGUACUUCAGACGUUGCCAGAGACGUGUAGCUGUUUUCCAUUUUCUAACUCUCCAGGACAAAAGAUGACUGUGCAUUUGGACCCUAUGCCUGUUCAGGAACAAGAACUGCAACCUCUCAUGCCAAGAAGAGAUGGCACUGGCAUGAGCCCCUUGGCAUCAAGACAUAGUCACAGCAAAAGAUUGCUGCAUCUGCACAGGCCUUCGAAAAUUUGACACAUUGGUUACGAGAAGCUGUGACCUUGCAAGUAGAGAAUGUUGCACUAAAAUGAUUACUCUCUAUUUAUAUAACGCUAAUAAAUUGUGCAGUACAAA